AAUCACUGCACAGACAGAGCCGCCAUCUUGGCUCUUGCUGCUGUCGUCCAUGGGAGCAUCACAAACUCUAAACAAAAACAUAGCGGAUUUACUAUAAUUGUCACAGAGAUCUGAUGGUAAAGGAGGAGGAGGAGGAAGAUGGACGACCCAGCCGCCAAUAAGAACCUCAUGCCCUGUCCAGUGUGGACCGGGUCGGUUAGCUGGUCCGGAGACCCCUCUCAAGGAGCCCCUCUGCUUCCUCUGCCCACUUCUCAGCAGCUUGGCCUGGGCUCCACCACAGACUCCAGGCCCAUCUAUGACCAAAUACAAGCAUCUGGUCUAAACUGCCUCAACAACUUGCCCUGUAGAGUCAAUCCCCAAUCCGCUUCUCGUUUCAAAACUUCCCAGCUUUGCAGUACUUCAACAUCAGCUUCACUUUUCGCAAAUGCUCCAACCUCACCCAGUAUUUCUAAUGUUCUUUCCUUUGCUCAGCUUAGUCAAACGCCUUUAAUGCAGCCUACAAAUCAUGCCAAAAAUACAACACGGCCUGCUCUUUACCAAUCAACUCAACAUCUGGCCUCAUUCCAGCCCUUGUUAUCAAAUCAAGCUUUACCCAGUGCACCCCAGGACCUGCCUGUCAGUCUGCCUUCAUGCUCACAGCGGUCAAACCAGGUUGUCAGGAGCAAACCGACAGGUGUAGACAUGGCUCCUGUUCCUGGACAGGUGAACAUCCCUGCCGUCCCCACACAGAUGAUUUCCCAAUGGAGGCAAAACCGUAAGGGAAAUAAGAAGAAAUCUCCCAAUGCUCAGGCAACACAAAGAACAAACACAGCUUCUCUGGCCAGUACUGAGUCACGCAGUGCACUUAUGCAGCAGCGGCAGGAACUUCUGAAAAAACUGUCAGACUUGGAUGCACUUCUGAAAACGAUGCCUUCAGAGGACAUGGAGAGCGAGGAGGCGUCACUUACUGCUGACUUGACUUCUGCUGCAAAUGAUACUGCACCUCAAGAGUAUCAUGAAGAGUCCAGUGACUUUUCAGAGGGUGCAGAUGUUCCUUCAGAGGAUGACAGCAGUCCUGGAUUCUUACCUGUUAGUGAUGAAGAGGUUUCGGACUCAGCAGACAGUUCCUCAGACGAAACCCCCCAUAAGAAAACCACAUGUAACACUCGACUUAAAGCAAAAUCAAAGGCUCACCCACCAGCUAAAGACAAGCGCAAAAGAACUCUGAAGAAGAGGUACACACCCAAGUCGUCCAUUUUGGUUUUGCAGUGUGUGAGCAAGAAAGGCAAGCGAGUGUAUGACAAAAAGAAUUACUGCAUGUUCUGCUCCAAACCGUUCAGUAAGCUGUCUAGACAUCUCGAAAUGGUCCACAGUCAUCAAGAGGAGGUUGCAGAUGCGUUACAACAUCCCAAACAUUCCAAAGAGAGACUAAACAUUUGGAAUAGGUUGAAAAAUAAGGGAAACUUCGCUCACAACAAGGAUGUGCUCAAAACAGGGAAGGGGUUUCUGGCAGCUGUGAAAAGACCAAGAACGCCUGUCCAAGAUUAUGAGUUUGUCCACUGUCUGUAUUGUCAGGGACUUUAUAUCAGCAAAGGGUUGUUCAGACACAUGAAGAAAUGUCCAGAGAAGAUCAAGAACAAAGAUGAACCCAAAAUAGGGAAGAAGCGUCUGGCCUUUAGAUGUGUGCUUGAAACACUGGGGCCAGACAUCAGUGAAGGUUUUAAAGGGCUUCUGUCUCCAAUGAUCAACGACCCAGUCACACAAGCCAUUCUGAAUCAUAAGGUGAUUCUGCAGUUUGGAGAGAGCAUGUUUAAGCAGCAAGGAGCUGACCCUAAUCGACACGAGAACAUUAGACAGAACCUUCGACAAAUUGCUCGACUUGUGCUCGAAGCCCAAAAGAGGACACCUCUAAAGGAGAUGGAGGACUUCUUUGAGCCCGCUAACUUCAAACAUGUCGUCUCUGCCGUCAACAUUGUAGCAGGGUACAAUUCAAAGACUAACUCUUAUACUAGCCCCUCUCUUGCAAUUAAACUGGGCUACCAACUUCAAAAGCUGUGCAGUAUUGUGGAGAGUAAUGCUAUUGAGAGUGGAGAUGAAAGCAGAGCCAAGUCCACUCAAAGCUUCCUUGAAGUGUACAAGACUAAAUGGAAUAAACUUGUAUCUGCAAGUGCACUGACCACUCUGAGAGAGACAAAGCGUGUUAAGGAGAAGAGUGUGCCUUCGAUUGAAGAUGUUAAAUGCCUAAACUCUUAUGUGGCCAAUGCUCACACUGUGGCUGAAAACAAGUUCAGAGAGCACGUCUCUGCUGAGACAUACGCCGCUCUGGCAAAGGUGAUACUCAGCCGUGUCAUUCUGUUCAACCGGAGGAAGCCUGCGGAAGUGUCGGGCUUAAGACUAGAAGAUUUCCUGUCCCGGAAAAUGUACAACAGUUAUAACUACUCUGGAGUCUCCCUGUCGGACCUAGAGAGGACCAUGUGCCGAUUCUUCACUCGAAUAGAAAUCCGAGGGACCUGUGGCCGGAUAGUUCCUGUGCUGCUGAAACAGUCCUUUGUGUUUGGCUUGGAGCUCCUGGUGAAGAACCGUGAGGCGUGUGGGGUCCCUGCUGAGAACCCCUUCCUGUUUGCCCGACCCACUGCUCUGACAGCCUACAGUGGCUCCACCAUCCUGCAGAACUACGUCAAAGACUGUGGAGCCAAGUCUCCCAAAACUCUCACCACAGCCAAAAUCAGGCUGCACUUUUCAGCCAUGCUGCAGAUGUUAAACCUCGACGAAAAUGAGGCCAACCAGAUUCUGGGACCAAACUAUCAAGUUUUACAAACCACCAGGACAGAUGUCAUUGAACAACCAGGGACAUUUGAGGACAUAGGGACCCAAACAUCUACACAGUGGGGACAAAAUCAGUUCGCCUGUAACUACUACCGACACGCUGCUAAUUAUCCCGACCAGAGCCAACAUGCCCAGGCCCCACUGCAGGGCCCUGUACCAAAGCGCCCCGUCUCAGACAAACCACAGAGAGUGUCUCAGAAGAACAAACAAAAGUGGGAUGAGGCGGAGGUCCGGGCUGUAGAGAGGCACAUGAUGCGCUUCAUUCACGGACAAAAAAUCCCUCAGAAGGUGGACUGCCUCCAGUGUCUUGAUGCUGAACCCGAGGCUCUGAGAGCACGCUCCUGGAAAGGUGUUAAGGACUAUGUCAGGAACCGGAUUACAGCACUGAAGAGAGAGGAAAGCAGAAGUGCUUUGAAAAACCUACCACCAACCAACUGGCCCUCCCAGGAUACAAGCGGUUAUUAUCAACUAUGAACGUGUAGUAGUGAAAAUGUGUAUUUCUGGAGGUUUGUCACCCUAUUUAAGUAUUUUAUCGCUCAUUAUAAAAAGAGCUGUUUUUAGUAGCCAAAAUGUUAUAAUCUUAUUUAUGUUUUAUUAUCCAGCCUUAUGUAAAAAUAUUUGCAAUGUGUUAUGAAGCAAACUGAUAAACAUUUGUGUUUUCUAG
Messenger RNA from Periophthalmus magnuspinnatus, 3469 nucleotides. RefSeq lists its product as uncharacterized. Bases 139 to 3279 code for a protein of 1046 amino acids. NCBI's taxonomy places the organism in Eukaryota, Metazoa, Chordata, Actinopteri, Gobiiformes, Gobiidae. The record is from RefSeq and is a predicted model, not a curated record. The transcript has 9 exons.